AUGCAGGGGAUCUUGGGAAGAAGCGCAUCCAUGACGAUGGGAAGUUAUCCUCGAAGUGAUAUAUAUUUUUCUUCUGCCCCGGGCUCUCAAUUCCUGACCUCUGUUGAUUCGAAUCUGUCCACCACGAUUCAAGAAGAAAGUCUUACAGGGUCUCAGGAGCCGGUAACACCGACUUUGGAGGACGGAGAAGAGAUUGAGCAAUUAUUACGAAAUUCGGGCGAAGUCCAGUGGUUUGAGGUUCGCGAUAUGAAGUCGAAGAGAUUGUUUUAUUUUAACAACGUUACUCAAAUAUCGCAAUGGGAACGUCCUGUUGGUGUGAAUAUUGUCCGAAUCAAUCAGACGGGCAGCGCAGUGAUCUUGGGGAGCGGAGUAUUCGAAAAGGAUUACUCGCAUCAACUGGGAGAGCAGUUUCAACCACAAUCCUUUGCAAACCAAGCAGGUCAUAUGAUCGAUCCCAUCAAAUCGUACCAGGCCGAGGUGUUUAAGGAAAAAGAUCACAAUGCAGACUCGACUACAGUGGGCGAAUCGGAACGAACUCCGAUAGAAGGCGAUUUCAUCAAGCAGAUCGACACCAAUACAUACGAAAGCUUUGUGGACCGUCAUUUCCUGCUGUAUCGUCGCGGCAUUCUCAAGAGCAAAGUGAAGCGCGACAAAGUCAUGCAGUACAAAUCCGUCCCCAUCAAAAAGCCCCUUCUAAAAGAAGCCUUGAUCUGUAAAAACUCGGCCGUUCAAAUCAACUCCUUGAUUCUUCGCUACGUUCAAGAGACCGAUACCGACACCAACACCGCCCUUCUGAGUUCCUACCGAAUCAUCCGACAGAUCAUCUCUCUCGUUAUGGAGAACUACCAGAUUCUCCGCAACGAAGUCUACUGCCAGCUAUUGAAAACGAUGACUUGCUAUGACCAGAGCGUGCUCUACAGCGCCUGGAUGAUUCUAGCCGUCGCGUGCAGCUCCAUCGCUCCGAUCGAAGAGCUGUACGCCCACGUCAUCAACUUCUGCGCGGCUUCGUAUACGAACGAUUACCUCGAUAAACUGCCCAUCGUGAGCGCGAAACUGCUCCGAAACACGAUGGUUUUGAAGCGACGCCACGAAGUGCCAACGAACGCAGAGAUGGCUGCGAUUUUAAAUGAGAGUUUUGUGACCGUUCGCGUCUAUCUUUACAACGGCAGUUUUAUCAAUAUGAAAGUGACUCCAGGAACGACGGUCAAUCAGCUUCAGAAGAGUAUUGGGCGGAAGCUGAGGCUUGGAGAGAACGAGCAGUACUUCCGGCUCUUUGAGUGUCGUUCUGACAAUCUGGAAAACCCGCUGGAAGGCGAAAUGCAGGUUUUGGAUCGUGUUGCGAUGUGGCAGCGAUUGUAUGUGGAUAGUAAGAAGCGAGGGAAGGAGUUGCUAACGUACUUUUUCGUCUAUCACACCUAUCUGUUUGUGGAUUUGGAUCCGAGUUGCCCUUCGCAAGUGGAGCUGAUGUUUAUCCAGGCGAUCUACGAUAUGAAAACGUGUCGCUAUCCGUGCACGCUGAUCGACAUGAUCACUCUGCUUGCGUUGUAUCUUCGGAGUCGCGAGGCGAUCGACAUUUAUAUCCCAAAUCUCGAGCAAUCCGACACGGAACUCGAUUUUAUAAAAGAGAAACUGAAGCUCUUCUACUCCAAACUGCAGAAGCGACCGCGCGAAUGGUACGUGAAUGCGUACUUGGAGUAUGUGAUGAGUUGGGAGUUGUACGGAAUCGUAAUUUUUGAUGCUGAACCAGUGGGGAGAAUGGAUUUAGGAGAGAACUGUACUCUAGCAAUCGGCAGAUAUCGCGUUUUUAUAAUCGACAGAGAUACAAAAUUAAUCUAUCGGCAAAUUCCUUUUGAUGCGAUCCCCUCAUGGGAUUAUUCAGACGAGACCUUUACAUUUUAUGUCGGUUCGUUCGUACGGCAGGAAAAGUUGAUGUUUGGGACUCAUGAAGGGAAGCAGAUUCAUGAGCUGCUCCGUGAAUAUGUUACAUAUGGUGUGAGAAAGAUGGAAAAUACAGAUUCAUAA
Molecule: messenger RNA, 2022 nt
Organism: Blastocystis hominis
Lineage: Eukaryota; Bigyra; Opalinata; Blastocystidae
Exons: 8
Coding region: 1-2022 (673 amino acids)
Biological process (GO): signal transduction
Cellular component (GO): cytoskeleton
Molecular function (GO): protein binding
Source: RefSeq, a predicted model, not a curated record